UGUAGAAGAAGGGAGAAAGGGAUAAACCCUGGGAAGUUAUGGGUUUUAGUUCGUUUUCAAACGCAGGGACUGAAGCCGAAGGUUCUGUCAAGAAGAGCAUCUUUGAGAAGUCUUCCCCAAUGUCGUAGCGUACUGAUCGAAUACCUGUUUCUGUUUCAAAAACCCUAAAUCGGAUCUCAAAUUCAGACCUGAUACGGAUGGAAGCUGCCGGAAAUGGCGGAAGAGCCGAUGGCUCUUCUUCUCCGAAGCCCUUGAAGUUCUCGGCGUACCAGAACCCGGCAUUAUCCGCCGCUUUAACCGUCAAUAGCAUCCAACCUUCCAAGUUCACCUUCCUCUGCAUCUUCUCCCUCUCCUCUGCAUCUGCAUUUGCCUUCCUUCGCAUUGUUUCCUGGGAGAAUGCGAUUAUCGACAGCUUGAAGGUGAAAAACAUUCCUGAAGAGGCGGCCUAUGUUUCUGCCAAGGCUGUACAGACAGUGGUAGGCUUAGUAUUUUUGGGAACAGUAUUAGCUUUCUUCAAAGCAAUAUUCUUGUAUAGAAGAAGAUUUAGUGGUGGUGUGUCUGUUGUAUCUGCCUCUAAUGGUUCCAAGGAUCAAACACCUCUUUCCAAGCGUCAGCUAGGGCUUAUGGGAUUAAAACCAAAGGUUGAGAAUGGGACAUCUGAAAAGGCAUUAAAACCUCCAAAAUCUAAACCCUACUCAUCACCUCCUUCUUCUGAUGUUCUUGUUCCUCUUCAUCAAUCUAUGGGCAGUUUUGGUUAUUCAUCUCAAAGAAACACAGAUAAAUCAAACUCUGUCAGUGGAAGUAAAAUGCAGUCUUUCACAACGCCUGCAAAGUCCCCUGGUUCUGAUUCUUCGUUUUAUCUUGUCUCUGGAGUGGCCUCACCAUUGCCUUCUGGCCUGAGUUCAUCGGGACGGGAUUCUGUGGUUUGUACCUCAUGGUCAAGCAAACGAGUAUCCUCUCUGAAAGAAAUUACGUCCGAAGAAGAAUUUGAACGAUUUCUUACUGAAGUAGAUGAAAAGUUAACUGAGUCUGCAGGAAAAUUAGCUACUCCACCCCCCACCAUCAGCAGUGUUGGUAAAACCAGUCCCAGUACUGUUGAUACUUCAGCUAAUACCUCUGGAACUACCAGAAGUACUCCCUUGAGGCCUGUAAGAAUGUCUCCAAGUUCACAGAAAUUCAAAACUCCUCCUAAGAAAGGAGAGGGUGAUGCUCCCUCUCCAAUGUCUAUGGAGGAAAUGGUUGAAGCUUUCAAGCAUUUGGGAGUAUAUCCCCAAAUCGAGGAAUGGCGUGAUCGUCUUAGGCAAUGGUUUUCUUCUAUUCUGCUUAAUCCUCUUGUAGAAAAGAUUGAAACCAGUCAUGUUCAGGUAAAGGAAGUGGCUGCUAAACUCGGUAUCUCAAUUACAGUAAGUCCAGUAGGCGAUUCCUCUGGAACCCUUCCUACUGUGUCUUCCGUUGACAGGACUAAUGAAUGGCAACCAACAUUGGCCAUUGAUGAAGAUGGACUUCUCCACCAGUUACGAGCAACGCUUGUGCAAUCCAUAGAUGCUUCUAAAAUUAAGAUGCCUCUAGUGAAUAUACAACGGUCUCCUCAGCAGAAUCCCUCGGUUCCCAUCAUGCAAGAGUGUGUUGAUGCCAUUGUAGACCACCAGAAACUUCUUGCUUUGAUGAAGGGUGAAUUGGUCAAGGGCUUGCUGCCUCAAAGUAGCAUUCGAGCAGAUUAUACAGCACAAAGAAUCAAAGAGCUUUCUGAAGGAUCCUGCUUGAAAAAUUACGAGUAUCUUGUGACUGGAGAGGUAUAUGAUAAGAAGAACAAGAAAUGGACACUUGACCUUCCAACCGAUUCUCACUUACUCUUGUAUUUAUUCUGUGCUUACCUUGAGCAUCCGAAGUGGAUGCUACAUCUAGAUCCUUCAACCUAUGCCGGAGCUCAGUCCAGUAAAAAUCCUUUGUUCUUGGGGGUUCUUCCUCCAAAAGAACGGUUUCCCGAGAAGUACAUAGCAAUAAUAUAUGGUGCUCCUUCCAUUAUCCACCCUGGAGCUUGCAUACUGGCUGUUGGGAGGAAAAGUCCCCCAGUUUUCUCUUUGUAUUGGGAUAAGAAGCUUCAGUUUUCCCUUCAGGGAAGAACAGCAUUGUGGGACGCCAUAUUGCUCCUGUGUCACAGAGUCAAGGUCGGAUACGACGGAAUCAUUCGAGGUAUGCACCUUGGUUCUUCUGCACUAAGAGUUCAUCCGGUUCUGAAUUCAGAGCCUGUAGACUGAGUGAGUCAAUGUGUGUUUUUGGUUUCAUCAUUCUUCUCACUAUAUCUGCUACAUGAAACUAACAAAACAUGUGCUUAUGCAACAAUUUUUCUCCUUUGUACAAACAUGCAUCCUGGGGGAAUUGCUUAGGGUCGACCUACCUACUGAAAGCUUAGAACUUUAGUUUCCCAGAUUGAAUGUUGAUGUAUCCUAGUCGGAGUUCUUCAAUAGUUUGUACUGACCACAAUUCACAAGGAUCCUGAAUCCGAAAUUGUCAAAGAACAGUUUACAAUUCUGUUUGGCUGCCUUUUUGUUUUACACAACUUUAAGUCGUCUUAUCAUUUCCCC
Molecule: messenger RNA, 2585 nt
Organism: Cucurbita pepo subsp. pepo (vegetable marrow)
Lineage: Eukaryota; Viridiplantae; Streptophyta; Magnoliopsida; Cucurbitales; Cucurbitaceae
Cellular component (GO): membrane
Source: RefSeq, a predicted model, not a curated record